UGUAUCAGAGAGUAGGAGACAAUCCCUGAGCAGGAGCUGCUUGUAAAUUUCAGUUGUAGGAUCUAGCAAACUAACAGGCCCCUGUUACCCAAACCAUCAACUUUCUUGCUCAGCAGUUCUACCGUUAAUUGCUCUGGGAUUUUUCUUUUGUCACUUACAAACCCAUCAAGCCUGUUUUCUGGACUGCUGGACUUUGGGACUCAUUGAUGCACCCAUUUCAGUGGUGUAACGGAUGCUUCUGUGGUUUGGGGCUGAUUUAUACCAAUAAAUCGUGCACAAUGCCUCCCAUCACCUUCCAGGAUCUACCGCUGAAUAUCUACAUGGUCAUUUUCGGCACCGGCAUCUUUGUCUUUGUGCUCAGCCUCAUCUUCUGCUGCUACUUCAUCAGCAAACUUCGGCAUCAGGCACAGAGUGAAAGAUUUGGAUACAAGGAGGUGGUCUUGAAAGGUGAUGCCAGGAAGUUAAAUUUGCAUGGGCAGACCUGUGCCGUCUGCCUGGAAGACUUUAAAGUGAAAGAUGAGCUGGGAGUGUUACCAUGCCAACAUGCCUUCCACAGAAAGUGUCUAGUGAAAUGGCUGGAGGUUCGCUGCGUCUGUCCCAUGUGCAACAAGCCCAUCACAGGCCCCACGGAGCCCCACCAAGGCAUUGGGACACUCCUGGAUGAGCUGGUGUGAGGGCCUCUUUUCUCUCCCAUGAAGCCAAGCAGCCAUCCAGACGGACCAUUUCCUGGUGAUCUCUGCACUUAACCCCUCCACCCACCUCCCCUGGGGAUUGCUAAGACAGCAGCCUGUGAUACCUCCUGCCAUGGGCAUAUGGCACCCUCGUAACACCUGGGACAGAUCCACUGCCAUGAGUGCAGGAGGAAAACAAGCUGCAUCCCCCGUGAAGCACACAGAGGAGGAGGUGUUGGCCCAACUCUGGGGUCAUUGGGACCUGAGCGUCAAACUCCUGAUGCAUGAAGGGCCUGGGAGACUUAAUUGUGCCCCUUCCUAGCUGAUCUUGCAGGGACGUCUGAUUUCUUGGCACCAGGCUUCUGAAACUGGAUAUUCCUCGCAAAGACCACCCAGUUCAGGGUGGGAAGCAAGACAGGAGCCUCACCCCCAAUCCCAUGGGGGACUGUGGUUCAAACCCAUCUACCACUGUUCUUAAUAGGUUUACUAUAACCCUCUUUCAAAACCAGAACUUACAUUUAGGGCCUUAACUCUUCCACAGGUCCCUUGUAAAGGCCAAAGCUUUAGCUCUGCUACAGCCAGCCAGGUAUUGUCCCGACUGCUGGAACCACAGCGCUGAUUCUUAUCUAUGGCCCAUUGAUGGGAUCUCUUUGUCUUAAAAAAAGAAUAGUCGGUGUUUACAUAGGGCCUGAACAAAAACAGAAGCUGCAGCGGGCAUGUCAUAACUGAUUAGAUCCUGCUGGCAGAGCUGGACUGUUGCAAAAGUGGGAGCGGUGUUUAGGGAACCACAGCAGAGGGGCAGGGGAAUGCCCCAUGUUGGACAUUAAUAUUCCUUUCUUGUAUCAGGCUAGCAAGACCUUUUAGCAGCUGGUGGAGAUAGUUUGGAGAUGUUUCAAAUACAAAGCAGGUUUUUCUUUUGAAUUAUUUUUAAUUUAAACUUGGAGGCUGUUUUUUUUUAUUUUGUUUUUAAAGUCACCUCUCAGAAUUUCCUUCCAGCUCAGAGACUGUGCAAAUUAGUAAAAACACUCUGAGAUAUUCUGUUUUGUACCUUGAAAGUGAACUGUCACUGUUUGCAUAAGGCAGAAAGUUUGGGGAGAGGGAGGGGCUGAUGGGUGGAAAAUCCAGUCUGGAUUCCCCCACCUCCUCCCCACUAUGUUGCACUGUAAAUAAUAUUUUUGUAUGUAUUACUUUUCUGACUGUCUCAGGCUUCCUACACACCCCUGAGGAUGGGGGAUGUACAGUUUUAUGUAAAACAAUAAUUAAACUGAAGGCAUCUUA
Molecule: messenger RNA, 1949 nt
Organism: Mauremys reevesii (Reeves's turtle)
Lineage: Eukaryota; Metazoa; Chordata; Testudines; Geoemydidae
Gene: RNF122
Product: ring finger protein 122
Exons: 7
Coding region: 207-674 (155 amino acids)
Source: RefSeq, a predicted model, not a curated record